This is a messenger RNA of Lodderomyces parapsilosis, 450 nucleotides long. Its product is annotated as endo alpha-1,4 polygalactosaminidase. The record is from RefSeq and is a predicted model, not a curated record. The transcript has a single exon. The coding region runs from base 1 to 450 and encodes 149 amino acids. Lineage: Eukaryota; Fungi; Ascomycota; Pichiomycetes; Serinales; Debaryomycetaceae.
AUGCAAAACAGGAUCUUGUUAGCCAAGACAAAAGGGUGCGAUGCAAUUGACCCAGAUAAUAUUGAUGGAUACGCUCAUAAAACCGGAUUGAAAUGGAGUAAACAAGAUUCAAUUGCCUACGUUAGGAAAUUGUCAAAAUAUGCUAAAAAGCAUGGACUAGCCAUGGGUUUAAAGAAUGGUGGUGAUAUCAUCAAACAAGUGUUGUCUUAUGUUGAUUUCUCAGUUCAAGAACAAUGUGGCCAAUAUGGUGAAUGCAAACAGUAUCAGCCAUUCAUCAAGGCCAAAAAGCCAGUUUUCCAUAUUGAAUACCCAAAAAAAUCUAAACGGAGUAAAAUCCAUUGGCCAUCAAAAGUGUACAAAGAGUAUUGUACUUUUAAACAUACUGGCGGAUUUUCUACCAUUUUAAAACACUGGAAUUUGAACGAAUGGGUUUACCAGUGUCCAAACUGA